AUGAACCGGUAUAGAAAUAAUGCGCCCGGGGUCAGAGGCCCUACUAGGGCUACUGCGAGUACGCUGUGCCAGAAAUGCUUGAAGAGAGAUACCUAUGAGUGCAAGGCAGCACCUCAGGAGAGGCCGUAUGCCUCACGGCCAUCGCGCACGCAGCAGCUGAGGAAUCCGAAGCUGGCCCCGAAACUUUCGACCGAGGUCCCCAAUGAUCUCCUGCGAACUAAAGGAGUCGCAGAUGAACUACUAGCCAAACGGGAGACUGAACAUACCCGCUCAGCGGUUCACGAUGGGAGAAGUCGGUCGAGGAGGCGCUCGCGGUCAAACUCUUCAGUUUCCGUGAGCUCUGUCUCAACGAUAUCGACCAGCCGAGAGCAUUCAGCAUCGCCUGAUCGACAGCGCGAACACGAUUCGAAGAAAGACGAUGAACGUGCACUGUCUAGGACCAGGAAGCGACGGUACAGCGACUCGCCCUCCGAGUAUUCGGAUGCUUCCUAUUCCUCUGCCAAUCAACCUCGGUCGAGGUCGAGAGAAUGGCCUCGCGAUAAGAAUACCAGGCGACGACGUCGGGAGUCAAGCCCUGUGGAGCGAGGUCGUCCAAGGGACUCUUUUGGAGAAGGCAACCGGAGAGAUAGGACUCGGAGUCGCAGCAGCCUGGACAAGAGUCGAGCCGCCAAAGAGCGACGCUCGUUAACUCCAGAGGCCCCGUACCAGCGUUCUGAAGCUUCUUCGCAUGGGAUGCGUGCUGGGCCCGGUCAAAGUCACCUUCCGCCUCAACCUCGAAGGGAACGCAGCUUGAGCCCAUAUAGCAAACGUCUUGCUCUGACUCAGGCUAUGAAUAUAGGAAGGUAG
Messenger RNA from Penicilliopsis zonata CBS 506.65, 846 nucleotides. RefSeq lists its product as hypothetical. NCBI's taxonomy places the organism in Eukaryota, Fungi, Ascomycota, Eurotiomycetes, Eurotiales, Aspergillaceae. The transcript is spliced from 4 exons. The coding region runs from base 1 to 846 and encodes 281 amino acids. The record is from RefSeq and is a predicted model, not a curated record.